Salvelinus sp. IW2-2015 is the source of this 3725-nucleotide messenger RNA. RefSeq names its product KIAA0319-like ortholog. The record is from RefSeq and is a predicted model, not a curated record. Gene Ontology annotation, biological process: homophilic cell-cell adhesion; neuron migration. Gene Ontology annotation, cellular component: membrane; Golgi apparatus; cytoplasmic vesicle. Gene Ontology annotation, molecular function: calcium ion binding. Lineage: Eukaryota; Metazoa; Chordata; Actinopteri; Salmoniformes; Salmonidae.
CUCUGCAGGCACCACGUCACGACUGAUCUCGAGCCACUGCGCUGCCAAAAUGCAAAUAAACAAUUAUUUAGAAUAUCUGAUAGCUAAGUAUUUUUGUACCUGUUGAUUUUUGUGUUACAGUAUAUGAAAGCAACCUAGAAGAUCUGGAACGAAGCCAUUUGGACUUCUAAAGCCAGAAACAACUUCUAAAAGCCAGGCUUUUGUGACAGCUGUCAUCGCAGUUGGUUUCAUUAUCAGGAUACAACUGUUGAUAAGACUGAGGCGGAUGUUGCUCUCUAGUCUGCCAGRGCAGUAGAGGGUCAGGGGGAGUGUCAUGUUGAAGCUGCUCUUCCACAUUCUGCUGGUGUUGACCUGUCUUCACCCUUCACCUCACCUCCCUCCCCACAUAAGCUAACUCCAGCUGCUCUCAGUCUCCACCCUCUUCCACCACUUGGCCAGGAGAAAGGUCCUUGGUCCUCGUGGAAAAUGUCCUAUGCAUAUCAGAACCUGUUCAGCUGGAGUCGACCUCGAUUGACACAGCCACAUCUCCUCUUCCUAUCACUGAGCUUCUUGUGCCGCUUAGUUGCUCCCGCAGGUGUAUCUGCUGAGAUCUGCAGGGUGACGGGGGGAGUGUUGGGGAUCCACUGGAGCAGCGUGGUCGAUUUAGGCUGGCGACCCCUGGCCGUGGGGAGGGGCAGCGCCAGCUGCUGGGAAUCCUGCUGCGUUGAGCCAGCCUGCAGCGCCGUCUGGAGCCUGGGGGGGCACUGUGUGCUGCUGAACUGCUCCAACAGAGGAGUCUGUGAAGUCACAUCUCUCCCCCAGCCCCACGUUGAGUCSCUGGGGCUCCUGCAGCUAUUUUCAAAGGGCACCACCACAGCUCGGAGGAGAAGGCUCAGGCGGGCACAAACAGGAAAGGGAAGUGAGGCCGUAAGCCAGAAACAUGGGUCGGACCACCAACYUUCUAGCGCUGGAGUUUCCAAGGAUGCAGAGCGUCCGGCUCCAACAGUCGGCGGCACCGGCGGAGUAGCUUUCCCUCAAACAUCUGAUAAGAAUCACAGCCGGCUAACUAAUGGAAGUGGAGAAGCGCCAUCACCCUCACAGCAGAACUCUAAAUCAGAGGACACCAUAGACCCAGCGUCUUCCAACAGCAGCUCUGUGCUUCCCGCUACUGCGCCUACAAUCACGACAUCACCAACCCAGGCUGUCCGGGAAUUGGUGGUGUCGGCAGGCAAGAGUGUGGAGGUCACGCUGCCGCGCAACGAGGUCGAACUCAAUGCCUUUGUGGUGCCAGAGCCCCAGCCAGGGACCGACUAUGCACUUGACUGGCUCUUGAGAACUCAUCCCAAAGACUACAGUGGAGAGAUGGAGGGGAAACACAGCAAGACACUCAAACUCAGCAAGCUGACGGUGGGAUUGUAUGAGUUUGAGGUGACAGUGGACAGUGACGGAGCACACGGAGAGGGCUUUGUCAACGUAACAGUCAAACCAGAGCCACGGGUAAACACGCUCCCCGUCGCUGUGGUUUCCCCAAAGUUCCAGGAGAUAUCCUUGCCAACCAGCUCCACCGUGAUCGACGGCAGCCAGAGCACAGACGAUGACAAGGUGGUGGCGUGGCACUGGGAGGAGGUGAAGGGCCCGCUGAGGGAGGAGAAGGUCUCUGCAGACACCCAAAUCCUCACCCUCACCGGCCUUGUCCCAGGGAACUACACAUUCAGUCUGACUGUUACGGACUCGGACGGGGCCCAGAGCUCCACCCAGGCCACGCUGUCGGUCAACAAGGCCGUGGACUACCGGCCGGUGGCCAACGCCGGGCCCAACCAGGUCAUCACGCUACCGCGCAACGCUGUCACACUGCAUGGCAACCAGAGCGCGGACGACCACGAGCCGCUGGCCUACGAGUGGUCGCUCAGCCCCGAGAGCAAGGGCAAGGUGGUGGAGAUGCAGGGCGUUCGGACUCCCGCUCUGCAGCUGUCUGCCAUGCAGGAAGGAGACUACACCUUCCAGCUCACUGUCACAGACACAGCUGGACAACAGGACACGGCACAGGUCACUGUUAUCGUCCAGCCAGAGAACAAUAAGCCCCCAGUAGCAGACGCCGGUCCAGAGAAGGAGCUGACCCUACCUGUGGACCGCACCACUCUGGACGGCAGCAAGAGCACGGARGACCAGAAUAUCGCCACCUACCACUGGAAACAGAGCAAGGGUCCGGACGGAGUGAAGAUCGAGAACGCCGAUGGCGCCGUUGCCACGGUGACGGGGCUGCAGGUAGGCGAGUACGAGUUCAGUCUGACCGUGACGGACGAGAGGAAGCUGGCGAGCACCGACACGGUCACGGUCAUUGUCCGAGAGGAGUUAGACCAACCCCCAGUAGCCCAUGUCCAGUCCAGCCCGGCCAUCUCUCUGCCCCUGCGGACUGCAGCCCUGGACGGCUCCCACUCCACAGAUGACAAGGGUGGAGUCGGCUACUUGUGGACCCGUGACGACAGUAGUCCUGCAGCAGGGGACGUACUGAACAACUCUGACCACCAGGCGGUGCUGUUUCUCACUAACCUGGUGGAGGGAAAGUACAGCUUCACUCUGACUGUGACAGACAGCAAGGGCCAGAGCAGCUCAGACAGAGGGACUGUAGAGGUCAAACCGGACGUGUGGCAGCGUGACCUGGUGGAGUUGGUGCUGGAGGUGUCUGUGUCCCAGGUGUCCCACCGCCAGAGAGACAUGCUGCUCAGACAGGUGGGCGUGCUGCUGGGCGUGCUCGACAGUGACAUCACCGUACGGGAAGUCAGCGCCUUCAACGAGCACAGUACUCGGCUGGUGUUCUUGGUGUCUGGGGGUCCGGGUCGCCCCCCACUGUCCGGUCACAGUGUGGCUCUGGGGCUGCGCAACAAGCUACGCAAACAGAAGAARGACUUCCUCAUCUUCAAGGCACGGCGGGUGGACACAGUCAUCUGCCAGCUGAACUGCUCCAGUCACGGGGAUUGUGACUCAUUCACGCGGACCUGCGUCUGCCACUCCUUCUGGAUGGAGAAUUUCAUCAAAGGACAGCUGUGGGACCAAGAGAGCAACUGUGAAUGGAGUGUGCUGUAUGUGACCAUAGCAUCCUUCAUGAUUGUGGUUGCCAUCGCGACCGUUGUCUGGGGAAUGGUGUGUUGUUGCCGCGGGCGUAAGGGUAAAAUGCGCCACAAGAGCAAAAGCCGCUAUAAGAUGCUUAAUGGCGAAGAGCAGGAUGGCCUGGAGCUACACCCACCCCGAGCUGGCCGAAUGAAGCCGGCCCCCGCCCCCUCGUCCUCAGCCCUCAUGCGCUCUGACUCGGACUUGGACAGUGACGACGGCCAGGGAGGCGUCCCAUGGACAGACAGGGAACGAGGACACCUCCUCCGACCUCACAACGGCACCCUGGAAAACGGCCAGGGCCCCACCAGGAGCAAAAAGCAAAGAGAGGAGCUGCUAUAGCAACAGAGGGUGGUGGAACACCCCUCCCCACCCCUAAACCCUCCCCACCCACUCUCUUUCGCUCUUCUCCACCACACAAACCGUACACCUCUCCACCCAUAGGACACUCAAGACAUAUGGGUCCUGGAGAAUGAGAGAGAACCCUGUUGGGCACGGGGUCAAGCCUCCCACCCACACACCCCCGUAUUUAAACUUCCCUGCGCCCACACUGAGCCAAGAUUAAGGAAAUUAGGUUUAACCUUUGAGAAGGACAGACCAUUUAAAGGAAAAAAUGUGUGUGUGUGUGGAGGGGGGGG